CUCUUAACAAACAUACCACUAAUCUCAACCCAUCAGAAAGAUAACCAUCAAAAUGCCCACCCACAACAUCUGCCCAGAUGGUGACACAACCCUAACCCUCACAACCACUAACCCCCCCACUAAACUCCUCGUCUCCUCCCACCACCUCAUCACCGCCUCCUCCUACUACCGAACCCUACUAACCGGCCCCUUCAGAGAAGCCACCGCCCUCCGCACCAACGGCUAUGUCAACAUAACCCUCCCCGACGACAACCCCACCGCCAUGCUUGCCGUAAUGAACGCAGUCCACGGACGUUUCUUCUCCGUGCCAGGGCGGAAAAUCAAACUCGAAUUACUCAAGGAUAUCGCGGUGGUCGUGGAUAAGUACGAGUUGUUUGAGAGCGUGAGUACGAUGUUGAGUACAUGGGCUGCUACGGUGAGGGUUGGGAAUCCGAGGGCGUCGUUGAGGGAUAUUGCGAAGUGGUUGUUGUGUGUUAGUUGGGCGUUUAAUAUGAGUGAGGCGUUUCGGUUUGUGACGAAGGAGUUGGUUUUGGAUACAGGGUUGGAUGUGGAGUUGGAGGGGACUUGUGUGCCGUUGAAUGUUGGUGGUGAGUUUCUCUUCCACCCCCCGAAAUGA
Messenger RNA from Aspergillus glaucus CBS 516.65, 616 nucleotides. RefSeq lists its product as uncharacterized. The coding region runs from base 53 to 616 and encodes 187 amino acids. NCBI's taxonomy places the organism in Eukaryota, Fungi, Ascomycota, Eurotiomycetes, Eurotiales, Aspergillaceae. The record is from RefSeq and is a predicted model, not a curated record. The transcript has a single exon.